AACAGAGGAAGAAGAUGAUAGUGAUACUGGUCUGUGCCAUCGCUCUUUUGGCGAUUGGCAUCAUAGGCAUUGCAUACGCGAUGGACGCUUUUGGAGGAUCCAAGGACAGCGAUGAUGACGGCGGCGAUAGUACACCUGACUAUCCCUAUGACGUUAGCGGCGGUGGUGCCUCCAGCAGUGAUAGUCAGCCACCGAUUCCGGCACCAACACCAAGGCCACCGCCACCCCCAACAACAACAACAACAACAACCCAGGCCCCUCUGCCAGACACGCCCAUCCUGUGCACAUUGAGCAGGGCAGUGGCCAGCUACCAAUAUCCACCGCCAAACACCUGUAAUUUAAUCUUCAUCACACAUGUCUACUGCGAGAAUUUUAAAGACGCCUCGCCACGUGUUCAGGGCAUCUUGACAACUCCGUUCAACUUCUUCAAGAAGAUGGCCCUCGACCCGAAAUAUGGCCAGACCAGAUUUGGAAUUUCCGUUCAUGAAAGAUAUGCCACCGAGUGUGGAACAACUUUCAACACCGACGCUGAGCUCUCGGCACUCUACGACGCCAAUAUCAAGCACUAUGGUCUUCUCAGUGUCACCCUCCAACCUGACCAAUCGGUGAUCAACCUAUUGCAGAGAUUCAAAGCGGUACAGAAGAGCAAGAACCCGGAGUAUGGUUCCGUCGUCAUUGGAAUUCGAGGAAAAUACGGCCUGGCACCAAGCUUCGGUUCCUGGAUUCAAGCUGUUAAAGACAAAGGGUACGACAUCAUUGUCCUUCAUACUCACAUAAGCAGUUGGAACGUCACCGGAAUGACCGGAACAUCAGGUGCCAGCAGUUGGACAAGCACAACCCAUGCAUACGCUUCCAUGAUUGAUGUUAUUGUCUCUGUCAAUCCAACUGCUUUUUCUACCAACGCAACGUUCAUGCUGAGUCUAACCAUGGGCGUCCAGACUUUCCAGAUGAAGAAAACUGAUAGCGUCACUCAACUGACCAUAAAGCCAUUGAGCGCUACUAUGAGUAGUUUUGCAGAGACAUGUGCUUCAGGUUUGACGGCCAAAACUGAGGAUCUCAUCUCUCACUUCAUGAUCACUGGAAGUACUACGACACACGUCCAGUACAUUUACGACAGCAGUGACACCAUAAAGACGAAGGGUAACAAAGUGAAAGAAGCGAUAACGCAGAUGGGGAUAAAAGUAAAGCGAGGCUGGGCCAUCUUCGACGUUGAACUUGACGACCCAGCGAACGUUUGUAAGAAGUCACGCUCCUUCGACAGGCUAAUCGAAGUGGUGACCGCCUUGGGCAAGAUGCGCUGAUCGGCUCAUUCUAGCGAGACCCAAUAAAGUGGGAAUUGUUCA
Ornithodoros turicata is the source of this 1343-nucleotide messenger RNA. RefSeq lists its product as uncharacterized. NCBI's taxonomy places the organism in Eukaryota, Metazoa, Arthropoda, Arachnida, Ixodida, Argasidae. The transcript is spliced from 9 exons. The coding region runs from base 15 to 1301 and encodes 428 amino acids. The record is from RefSeq and is a predicted model, not a curated record.